Morus notabilis is the source of this 1710-nucleotide messenger RNA. RefSeq names its product selenium-binding protein 3. Gene Ontology annotation, molecular function: selenium binding. The transcript has 7 exons. Bases 78 to 1553 code for a protein of 491 amino acids. The record is from RefSeq and is a predicted model, not a curated record. NCBI's taxonomy places the organism in Eukaryota, Viridiplantae, Streptophyta, Magnoliopsida, Rosales, Moraceae.
AAGUUAUAUAUACGACAAAAGAGCCUCUGUUUAUAGUCUCCGAAGAGAGAGUUUUAGAGAGAGGAAGAGAGAGAACUAUGGCGACGGACGUGGUGGUGUUGCAGCACGAAGGGAAGAGGCAGGGCAGUGAGAAGCAGCAUGUCUUCUGCAAGGCGGGUCCCGGUUACGCCACGCCUCUCGACGCCAUGUCUGGUCCCAGAGAGUCUCUCAUCUAUGUCACCUGCGUUUAUUCUGGGACGGGAAUAGAAAAACCUGAUUACUUGGCCACCGUGGAUGUGGAUCCAAGUUCUCCUACUUUUUCAAAAGUUAUCCACAGACUGCCUAUGCCAUACUUAGGUGAUGAGCUUCAUCAUACUGGAUGGAAUUCGUGCAGUUCUUGCCAUGGAGAUCCUUCUGCAGAUAGGCGUUUUCUGAUCGUACCUUCACUGAUAUCUGGUCGUAUUUAUGUGGUUGACACAAAGACAAACCCAAAAGCACCCUCUUUACAUAAAGUUGUUCAUCGCGAAGAAAUAAUUCAGAAAACAGGGUUAGCAUAUCUACACACAUCCCAUUGCCUGGCUUCUGGUGAUGUAGUGGUAUCAUGUCUGGGUGAUAAAGAUGGAAAUGCAAAGGGAAGUGGGUUUCUUCUCCUCGACUCAGAAUUUAAUGUUAAAGGAAGGUGGGAGAAAACAGGGCAUAGUCCUUUAUUUGGCUAUGAUUUUUGGUACCAACCAAGACACAAGACGAUGAUAAGCUCGUCAUGGGGUGCUCCUGCUGCUUUUACCAAAGGCUUCAGCCUUGAGGAUGUUACUAAUGGUUUCUACGGGAAGCAUCUUUACGUAUACAGCUGGCCCGGUGGUGAGUUGAAACAAACACUGGAUCUUGGCAGUACAGGGCUGUUACCCUUGGAGAUAAGGUUCCUUCACGAUCCAUCCAAAGAUACCGGAUUUGUUGGAUGUGCUUUAACAAGUAAUAUGGUGAGGUUUUUCAAGAACCAGGAUGAUUCUUGGAGCCACGAGCUUGCCAUAUCAGUGAAACCAUUAAAAGUACAAAACUGGAUUCUUCCAGAAAUGCCUGGACUGAUAACUGAUUUUCUGAUAUCACUCGAUGAUCGCUUUCUAUACUUCGUGAACUGGCUUCAUGGUGAUGUGAGACAGUACAACAUUGAGGACCCUAAAAAUCCUGAGUUGACAGGCCAAGUUUGGGUCGGAGGACUAAUCCAAAAGGGAAGCCAGAUUUUAGCCGAGGGGGAAGAUGGUAAAAGAUGGCAGUUUGAUGUGCCAGAAGUCCAGGGGCAUAAAUUGAGAGGUGGACCACAGAUGCUCCAGCUUAGCUUAGACGGGAAGCGUCUCUAUGUCACCAACUCGCUCUUCAGUACAUGGGAUCGCCAAUUCUAUCCUGAUCUUCCAGUGAAAGGUUCCCACAUGUUACAAAUUGAUGUCAAUACUGAGAAAGGUGGUCUUUCCAUAAACCCCAAUUUCUUUGUGGACUUUGGAGCUGAACCUGAUGGUCCGUCCCUUGCCCAUGAAAUGAGAUAUCCAGGAGGUGACUGCACUUCAGAUAUAUGGAUCUAACUGUUUCAGAUCUAGCAAUAAAUUAUGUGACUUUGACAUCUUUCAAGACAAAUAAUAAAGGGUCCACUUUGUAUUUAAGUGUCUACUUACCAACAAUGAUCUAGUUUAUAUAAUGAAUAAUGAUCCUUGUGAUGCUUCAACUACUUUACUUUUUGCA